Messenger RNA from Miscanthus lutarioriparius, 2712 nucleotides. The record is from the annotation of a GenBank genome assembly. NCBI's taxonomy places the organism in Eukaryota, Viridiplantae, Streptophyta, Magnoliopsida, Poales, Poaceae.
AUGGCCUCUCUCGCUCCCACCCCUCCCCUCCCCGGCGCCCUCCCAUACAGCAGCCCCACGUCGGUGCCUGCUCAUGGCCCGACGGCCACCCUCCCAGUCAAGCCCCUUCAGCCCUCCUCCUCCCUGGCAACCCAGGUAGGUCGCUCCAAAGGUGAAAGGUGGCGCGACGCCAGUCCGUCCUCAUCUGCGGGCGGCUCCUCUCCCGUUCCUUCGUUCAAGGAGGUGCUCCUUUCUGGUGGCGCUUCUUCGUCAGCCUUGCCGCAGCCGGUGGUGGCUAAAGUUCGCCGGCCUCCGAGAAUCGUUCUCCGGUCGCGGGCCCCUCAGACGUCCGCCGGAGAGGGCCCUGACGGGGCCGGGUGGCAUCGGUACGAGGGUCGUCAUGCUCGCAAGCGGCGGCUGCGGGGGCUGCGCGAACCUCGUCGCUCGGUGCCAGCGGACCUCAGGGGGAGGUGUUUCAAUUGUCUCUCCCCGUCUCACCGUGCGGCCUCCUACUUGAAGGGGCCUCGCUGCUUCAGGUGCCGGGCGAUUGGCCACCGUGCGUCCGUCUGUGGUGGCCGUGGCCAGGCUCUACACGCGGUGGCUCCUCGGGCUCUCCUCGUGUGGCGUCCUAAGUCCACGCUGGGAGACUCGAAGUCUGUGAAGAUGGUGUCCUCAACAGCUGCGCCUGACGAUGGGGGCUCCGGGGCGGCGGGGGCGGCGGCUGUUCCAGGCACGCGGACGAGACGUCAUCGCCGAGUCAGGAAGCGGGGCCGUUCGAAGGCUGCUGGCUCGGGCGGUCCGUCUGGCCAGGAAGAUGAAGAGAAUAACGUGUCUGCUGCUUGCGAUCAUGCUCCGACCGUCUCCGGUGAUGCUCCUGCCCGGCCUCGUCGUGUCAUUGAUCAUUCAGCUAAGAUGUCCAGGGCUGAAGAUGAACUUCGCAAUGCGCUCUCGGUCUCGAUUGUUGGAGACACCGCGACUCUUUCGGUUGACGUUCUGGUUGAUGAGUUAGCUCGCCGCCAUGAACUCCCGAUCGAGUCGCUGGAGUUUCACAGUCUGAGCCGUGAAGAUGGUCUGCUGAUCCUCCCCGAUGAAGCUUCUGCUGUCCGAGUCUACAAUGAAGGAAGGCCUCUUCACUUGCCUCUGUUCACCCUGUUCUUUCGGCGCUGGUUUCGGUUCAAGGGUGCGUCUGCAGUGGUGCUGCCCUCGCUUGUUGACAUUGAGCUGAGGGGUAUACCUGCACAUGCAUGGGAACUGGAGACGGCGGAACAUCUUCUGGACGAGUGGGGCUGGGUGCGCGAGCUCCAUCCUGCUACGAUUGAUCGCAAGGACUAUUCGGUUUUCCGCUUGAAGGCUUGGUGUUCUCAGCCGGAACUCAUCCCGACGACUUUGGACUUGGACAUUGUUGAGCCCCCGAUACAAGUUGAAGAUUUUCCGCCGGUGAAGCGUGCGUUAAGGUAUGAAAUCAAGAUUGCAGUUUCUGCGUCGACUUCGUUUGGGAUGGAAGACGAUCCGCCUUCACCUCCGCUGCACGACGACUCCGACCAAGGGAGGCGUCGACGCCGACGUCAAGCCCCUGCCUCGCCGGAGUCCGUCGCCCUUGGGUCUGGUGCCUCCGGUGACCAAGGGGCGGAAGUCGAGGAUCCGAUUGAUGGCGCUAACUCUGCUGCGCCCGAGGCGACGCAGGCGGCGGCUUCACAGCCCGUGGAGCCCGAGGCGACGCGGGUGCCUUCACUCUCACCUGCCUCGUCCCUGCCGGUGGCCAUUGAUGAUCCGGCGGCACUGGUCAUUUUGCCCGGAUUGGCGAACGAAGAUUUGAUCCCUCAGACGCCGGGAUUUCCGUUCUGGUUGUCGGAGGCUGGUCCUGCCUCGUCGGUUCGGCUGGAUGAAAAUCUCAGCAACGACACAUGGUGGGCUAAGGAUGGCACUACGGCCCAGUCUCCAGGGGACCGGCCUGCCGGCCCACUGCUUUCAGGCCCACAUUCCUCGAGGGGUCCUGACCAGCCGGGCCUGACGUCUCAUGUCAUCAGUGGAGCGGGGCUCCUUGCUUCUCCAUCUCUAGAUGAAGCUCCAACCCAGGCUCCGGGGGGUCACUUCUCCUGUGAAGACCUAUUCCAGAAGGCGGCGACGUAUGGCGGGGGGGACGGCGUGGCCGCGGCUCCGCUUCCAGAACCUCUCCUGGCAAGCGUGGAAGCCUUGGCCGGGCCGGCGGGCGUUGAUGUGCUGGCCGUGACUCCGCACCGGACCUCUGCCCUUGGUCCUGGGUGUGUUGAGGUCAUGGCUGAAACUCCGCCUGCUGCCACACGCAGGUCUCCCAGCGGCAAGGCCAUCCUUGAGUCUCCGUCGAGGCGCAGAUCAAGGUUCAUGAAGAAAAUCUCUAAACGGAUUGAAAAAAUCCUUCCUACUCCGCGCGCCCCGAAGCCAAGAGCCCGGUCUCACACGUCUGCUGCCCCACCACGAAGAAGUAGGAGAAUUGCGGGUGUUGGGCCAGAGUCACCAUCCGGAGCUGUUCCCACCAGGUACAGGAAAAGAGUUAUGACAGUCCUGAACGUCGUCAAUGAAAAUGAUGGUAUUCAUCAAGAUGUUCUGGAUGCUUAUGGCAAGUUGUUCGGUCAACCUCUCCCAGAAUCUCAUGUUCAGGCCUUAGCGGCUCUUUUUGGUUGGGCAACCCCGGAUGUGGGGGAAGUAGAGACCAUUCCUGAUAGUGGGGAGGCUGUGUUGCCAGUCGUUAUCUGA